AUGACUGCAGUUCCUGCUAUCAGAAUCCUGCCCAUUGGGAUCCUGGCUACCUGCUGCUCUUCUCCUUCAUCUCGCUCUCUGGUUGCACGGAGUUCAUGGAGGAAACUGGGAAACUAG
Molecule: messenger RNA, 117 nt
Organism: Staurois parvus
Lineage: Eukaryota; Metazoa; Chordata; Amphibia; Anura; Ranidae
Source: the annotation of a GenBank genome assembly